This is a messenger RNA of Anastrepha obliqua, 885 nucleotides long. RefSeq names its product 40S ribosomal protein S5a (gene RpS5a). Bases 108 to 791 code for a protein of 227 amino acids. The record is from RefSeq and is a predicted model, not a curated record. Gene Ontology annotation, molecular function: structural constituent of ribosome; rRNA binding; mRNA binding. NCBI's taxonomy places the organism in Eukaryota, Metazoa, Arthropoda, Insecta, Diptera, Tephritidae. Gene Ontology annotation, cellular component: cytosolic small ribosomal subunit; ribosome. The transcript has 5 exons. Gene Ontology annotation, biological process: translation; ribosomal small subunit assembly.
CCGGAAGCAUAAAAAUGGUCGAAUUUGGCACCACUGAUCGAACAUGUUCUUUUUCUGGCAAACGCCAUUACUGUGUGGAGCAAAGGCGGAUUUUCUAAGCUUAAAAAAUGGCUGAAGUUGAAGAGAAUGUUGUUGAGAGCUUCGAGGAGCAACCUCCAAUUGAAACCGAGGACGCCGAGACACUAUUAGAGACAAACGUUGUUGCCACAACCGAAUUGCCUGAAAUUAAGCUUUUCGGUCGCUGGUCAUGCGACGAUGUCACCGUAAAUGAUAUCUCUCUACAGGAUUACAUUUCCGUCAAAGAGAAGUUUGCACGCUAUUUGCCCCACUCUGCUGGUCGCUAUGCUGCCAAACGUUUCCGCAAGGCUCAGUGCCCUAUUGUAGAGCGUCUGACCAAUUCACUUAUGAUGAAGGGUCGCAACAACGGUAAAAAACUGAUGGCUUGUCGUAUUGUGAAACACUCCUUCGAAAUCAUACACCUGUUGACGGGCGAGAACCCACUUCAGAUUCUUGUUAGCGCCAUCAUCAACUCUGGACCCCGCGAAGAUUCGACCCGUAUUGGACGUGCUGGUACUGUGCGUCGCCAAGCCGUCGAUGUUUCACCUUUGCGUCGUGUAAACCAAGCGAUUUGGUUGUUGUGCACUGGUGCACGUGAAGCUGCAUUCAGAAACAUCAAGACCAUUGCCGAAUGCUUGGCUGAUGAAUUAAUUAAUGCUGCUAAGGGAUCCUCUAACUCCUAUGCCAUCAAGAAGAAGGAUGAGUUGGAACGUGUCGCCAAGUCCAACCGAUAAGCUCUUCAAUUCCACGCUCAUUUUUGUGUACAUUUUAUAAACUUAUUGAAUUACAAAGAUGAUAUAUUGAAUAAAAAGAAAAUAUUCAAAGAAA